AUGCACGUUCAGCACCCGUUAGAGGCGAUGGGGCUGGCCUUCGCAGCAUCACUGCUGUGGUGCUGCGCUGGUGGGGUUUUCGGGUGGUGGUAUCCUCUCAUGGAUGAAAUCGACGACGCCCUCAGAGCGAAACGUCCGGAGCUCCAGAACUUCUCGGGCUUCUCCGAAGCCGAAGGGAGGAGACAUCUCAAAUUUCGGAUCAAGUUUAUGUUGUGCAUGCCUCUCGAAGGCCUAGCCUUCGUUGUGAUGAUGACAGUGCUUUACGCUUUCGACGGCUUCGGCUGGCAGAUUGUGAUCCUUUGGCUGGUGCCCAUCGUGGCGUGCGCAUGCUGUUGUUACGGGCGCUACUGUGAGAAAGACGAAAAGCGGCGAAUUGAAAAAGAGUGCUGUUUCUUCUUUUGGCCAUGGACGAUGGCGAGACUUUUGGGUGGUGACCGCCUCGUUGCCCAAAUGGUGGCUUCUCCGCUGCCCCGCACGGGGUCUCUGGACAGGGUUAUUCUGGAUACCCGGCAAAAGACAAUCGUCUUUGAAGGCAGGGUGGUUCAUGGAAAGAACACGGUGACAUCAUGGCCAGGCAAGUAUGAAUCAGCCUGGGAUGAUCUUGUUCAGCGUGCCAAGAAGGAUGCCAUAAGCGCAGCUGUGGUAUUUCUGCCGGAAGGAUCUGAGCACUACGGUGCUCAUGACCAGAUCCCUGCCGCGGACGCCCAGGGUUUGCCACCGCACCUCACAGGAGGUUGCUGGUGCACGCCACUCUACGGCGAAAGCAAGCCGUGGGGGUGCCGAUGGUGGACUAAGUGGACCGCAAACGUUGAGUUUGCGGUGCAAAACGCUGCCACCCUCGAAGUGUAUUUCUUUAACAGUAUGGUAGGCAAAGGCAAGGUCCAGAGUUUCACCACGGCAGGAGAAGAACACCUCCGGCGCGAAAGAAUCUUGGAACGAAUGUCCGAGUUUAAGAAAUCAGAAGUUUUUCUAAAAGCCCGCGAAAGUGGCCUUGAGAACCUGUCUCAGCAGACAGGGCCAGAUUCGUCUUCUCCAUACGGCCGCGAGGAACGCCGCCUUUUCCUCGCUUGGCUUCCAGAAGAGGAUCGAACAUUCCUGAAGGAUUCCGAAGGACUCGGGAACUCGCAGAAGGCUGAGGUCACCUGGCUGGAGAGGAAGGGCUAUCACUACCUAGAGAAGGAGGUCAACUCACUGGCCGAUCUGGCCGACUUGUCGCCCGAAGGCGAUAGGUAG
This is a messenger RNA of Symbiodinium natans, 1233 nucleotides long. The record is from the annotation of a GenBank genome assembly. NCBI's taxonomy places the organism in Eukaryota, Dinophyceae, Suessiales, Symbiodiniaceae.